Molecule: messenger RNA, 912 nt
Organism: Trichosurus vulpecula (common brushtail)
Lineage: Eukaryota; Metazoa; Chordata; Mammalia; Diprotodontia; Phalangeridae
Product: peroxisomal trans-2-enoyl-CoA reductase-like
Exons: 8
Coding region: 1-912 (303 amino acids)
Biological process (GO): phytol metabolic process
Cellular component (GO): peroxisome
Molecular function (GO): trans-2-enoyl-CoA reductase (NADPH) activity
Source: RefSeq, a predicted model, not a curated record
AUGGGGACAGUGGCAAGGGCCAAGAGCUGCCUGGCUGCAGGGCUGUUACGGAACCAAGUGGCUAUAGUCACUGGUGGCGGCACAGGCAUUGGCAAGGCUAUAGCCACCGAGCUGCUUAACUUAGAGUGUAAUGUAGUUAUUGCCUCACGUAAAUUUGCUAGAUUAAAAUCCACAGCAGAAAAGCUGAAUGCAGACCGCCUUCCCUCCAACUCUGCCAUUGUUACUCCCAUCCAGUGCAAUAUUCGAAAAGAAGAAGAGGUCAGCAAUUUGGUUAAAUCUACAUUAGAUGUCCAUGGUAAGAUCAAUUUCCUGGUGAACAAUGGAGGAGGCCAAUUCUUUUCUCCUACUGAACUCAUCACUUCAAAGGGAUGGAAUGCUGUGGUUGACACCAACCUAACUGGCACUUUCCACCUUUGCAAAGCAGUUUACAGGUCCUGGAUGAAGGAACAUGGAGGGUCUAUUGUCAACAUCAUCACCAUGUUAAAAAAUGGAUUUCCUAGAGCUGCGCACAGUGGAGCAGCAAGAGCUGGUGUUGAAAAUAUGAGCAAAACUCUGGCAAUGGAAUGGGCCUGCCAUGGAAUAAGAAUCAAUUGUGUCAGUCCUGGAAUAAUUUAUUCUGCAACAGCGUUCAGCAACUAUAAAGACUAUGAGGAGGAUGUAUUGAAAAGAUAUUUUCAACAUUGUGCAGCUAAGAGAUUUGGUGUUCCUGAAGAGAUCUCUUCCAUCGUGUGUUUCUUGUUAUCUCCUGGUGCCUCAUAUAUUACAGGACAAACAGUGAAUGUUGAUGGUGGUAAUGCUUUAUAUUCCCAAAGUUGGGACAUACCAGACCAUGACAACUGGCCUGAUGGACUAUGGGACCUUUCCACAGUCAAGAGAUUGAAAGCUUCCAUUAAGGAGAAAUCCCAACCUUAA